Grammomys surdaster is the source of this 3170-nucleotide messenger RNA. It is a transcript of the gene Ric3, whose product is annotated as RIC3 acetylcholine receptor chaperone. Gene Ontology annotation, biological process: protein localization to cell surface; synaptic transmission, cholinergic. The record is from RefSeq and is a predicted model, not a curated record. Bases 1 to 1104 code for a protein of 367 amino acids. NCBI's taxonomy places the organism in Eukaryota, Metazoa, Chordata, Mammalia, Rodentia, Muridae. Gene Ontology annotation, cellular component: neuron projection; intracellular membrane-bounded organelle; neuronal cell body. The transcript has 7 exons.
AUGGCGUACUCCACGGUGCAGAGAGUGGCGCUGGCCUCCGGGCUCGUCCUGGCCGUGUCGCUGCUGCUGCCCAAGGCCUUCUUGUCCCGCGGGAAGCGGCCGGAGCCGCCACCGGGCCCGGAAGGAAAAUUGGGCCGAUUUCCACCUAUGAUGCAUCACCACUCAGCACCCUCAGAUGGUCAAACACCAGGGGCUCGUUUCCAGAGGUCUCACCUUGCAGAGGCCUUUGCAAAGGCCAAGGGAGCAGGUGGAAGUGCUGGAGGAGGGAGUAGUGGAAGAGGACUGAUGGGCCAGAUCAUUCCAAUCUAUGGCUUUGGGAUCUUUUUGUACAUACUGUACAUUUUGUUUAAGCUUUCAAAGGGGAAAACUGCAGAGGAUCGGAACUGCUCCACUGCCCCACCCGGAAACACCCACAGGAAGAUUACCAACUUUGAGCUUGCUCAACUACAAGAAAAACUAAAAGAGACAGAGGAAGCCAUGGAAAAAUUAAUCAACAGAGUGGGACCUAAUGGAGAGAGCAGAGCACAGACUGUGACUUCUGACCAAGAGAAACGAUUACUGCAUCAGCUCCGAGAAAUCACCAGGGUCAUGAAAGAAGGCAAGUUCAUUGACACAUCUCCAGAGAAGGAAGCUGAGGAAGCCCCGUACAUGGAGGACUGGGAAGGUUACCCAGAAGAGACUUAUCCAAUGUAUGACCUUUCGGAUGGUAUCAAGCGUAGGCAAGAAACAAUCCUGGUGGAUUACCCUGAUCCAAAAGAGCCCUCUGCUGAAGAAAUAGCUGAACAAAUGGGAGAGUUAGAAGAGGAAGGAUCAGAGCAUUUGAGCUGGGAUCGUUUGCCCACUGACCCUGGAGCCCAGAAAGAGAAUUCUGUUACCCUGUGUGAUCCUAAACCAGAGUCAUGCUCCUGCUGUUUUCAUGAAGAGGAGGAUCCUGCUGUCUUGGCAGAGAAUGCUUGUUUCAGUGCAGAUGGCUACAGUGAGCAAGAGGAAACCACCAAGGAAAACUUGCCCCAAGACUUUACAAAUGAAGGGCUGGGCAUCAGCACUGAUAACACACACAUGGGUGGCAUGCUAAGGAAGCGCAACCCCCAGGGUUUUGAGUGAAAGCAGCCUGCUUGGAAAAGUAUCCAUUACUGUUCCCAUGGCACCUUUCCUCAGUUUCAUCCAUGGCCCUGUUCCCUCUGCAUCCUUCUCUGUGUUCAGUAUCAUAGUUCUUGGGCCACUACCAUGGAUACAGUCUAUCCUUCCUGGUGCUUGCACACCUGUCACUUUGUAAAGUAGCCAUUAGUGUAAACAUUGGACAGAAUCACCUUUCUCCUCUUGCCUUUCCCUAUCUGAGACACUAACCCAUUCAGUAAUUGUGUAUGGCUGCUUGUGCUUGCAGGUGGUACCACCUAGGCAGACAUCUGACCCCUCCUCAUAGGAGCAACAGAUGAUUUACCUAUGAAUGACUUAUUGAAUGGAUUUGUUAGGAUAGGAUGGCUCUGAGUGAGAACUGGGUUAGCAGAUAUUGAGGACUUAAGUUUUAAGAAUGAAGAUUUUAGAUUCCCAAAUGCCUUAUUGUUUGGGCCUUCAGCUGGUUAGUGGUCCCCUGAGAAGAGCAUGCUUUGUUCUGAGGCUAGGGGCCCAGUGCACAGCAAAAUAGCUGAUUGAGCUGCAAUCUCUCCUCAUAGCCUUCUAAGAUACCCUGACUCCUCCAGAGCAACAGCCAUGAACUCACAGGCCUAUUUGGAGACCAUUUCGCUUGUAUAUUCCCUCAAUCCCUAGCUUCCUUUGUCCUUAUUCUGUUGAACAGAACUGCCAAAUCUGCGCCUUUGAAUGUCUUCUGUGGCUAGAGGGAAUUUGAAGCAUUAGUUUGUGUCCCACAGAGCUGAAGUUUGAGGCUGUUGAAGCUACAGGACUGCUUAAGUAUGGUGGUCCUUCCAUGAGGAGCUCAGGAAACAAUGUCUUUGUGAGACAAGAUGGAACCUAAGAAUUCUAACAAGGAAUACCCUGUAUAUGGUCUCCUCACAAAUGCAGUCGCUACAGGAAUCAGGCCAUGUUCAGGUAGGGAAUGUUUUUGACUCACAUCAAAACACUUAGCUAAGUAAAUACAUAAACUCUAAUUAUAGAUUUGCUCUUAAAUUCCCCUUUUUAUUUAGACAGUUUGUAUCUGCAAAGAACAUUGUGUGUGUCACCUAUUUGGGCAGUGAUGAGGAAGGAUACAAACCAACUAUUCUGUAACCUCCUUAACCACUAGCCUGUCUAAAAUACUUUCUAGUAUCAAGAAAACAGGCCAUUCCUUCACUUCAAAGGACACCACUUUCCUUGUGGAUGGACCAGGAAUCAUCAUGUCCACCUUACAGGACUGUUUAUGGAGUGUCUGUCCCAGAGUGAAGUGUGCAAUGGUAGGUACUGAGCACCAUCACUGUCUUGAAUCUCAUGCUGCUGGACUACCCAACUUGAUACCCGCUCUGUGGCCACUCUGCGUGCCAAGAAUGGUCCAGAGUCACUCUGUGGGGUCUGUGUGACUUUGUGAUGACUCCCUUUAAGAACAACUACAGGCUUUCAUCAUGUUGGCUCCAAAUCUACCACAGGCUGACAAAGGUUCCCUCACAUGUAAGAACCCUGUUUAGAUAGACCCAGCUCCAAGAAUGGCCUGCAGUCACAUGUGUGGGCCUUUCCCACCUAUCAGUACUACAACCUAGUUCUGUCUACAAGGGCCAUCCAUGCCCACCAAACAUACUUAAGAACUAUCAGCCAGUUCUUUCAGUGACCUAGAUGACCUGGAAGUAUCUUCUAACCCUAUUUUUUCCAUGCUAUAGAUGUGGCACCACAGGAGAAGGCAGUGUUGAUCUUCAUGUCACUGGUACUAAACAUGCUCUGGGCCCUCUUUGCUGCUCUUACCCACCUGGCCCUUUGAAGCACCUAGCAAGGAAUGGAGUGGAGAACAUUUUAGGAGAGACAUGUUUUCUUCUCUCUAUGAAAAACAAGGACACAGCAGUCAAACAGUUCAAGUUUAAUUUGUUGAUACAUGUCUGUACUUAGACAAACACUAAAUUCUACAACAUACAUAAUGUCAUGGGAAAAUACCAAGUUUGUCAUUGCACAUACCAAUAAAUAAAUACAUUUGCUUCAGAAUACCAAAAAGUUUAUUCAAAAAGUCACUUAAUAAAAGCACAGUUUUGCAA